Molecule: messenger RNA, 405 nt
Organism: Caenorhabditis briggsae
Lineage: Eukaryota; Metazoa; Nematoda; Chromadorea; Rhabditida; Rhabditidae
Exons: 3
Coding region: 1-405 (134 amino acids)
Source: RefSeq, a predicted model, not a curated record
AUGGCUUCUUAUUCAUCUCUCCUAGUUCUCUCCGUUUGCACCGUCGGCGCACUCGCUGUCAUGGAACACAACUCCUAUUACCCGGGAGGACACUCUACCAGCUACUACCAACCGUACCAAACCCACACCUACGGAUCAAAGUACUACAACACGGAAUCAUACGGAAAGUACGAUGAGCAUGGAAACAAUGGAAAAGACUCUCACUACGAGCCAACCUACUACAAUCCAAUUGCUUCUUAUUAUCACUCGUACAUGCCGAAGUACCAUGGAGGACAUCAAGACUACUACACCAAGUACAACCAAUACACACCAUACUACGGUGGAUCCCAUCAACAAAACUAUUAUGAGCAGCCGAAGCACGAUGAUUACCACGACGGAGACCACCACUUCGGUAUGCACAAGUAA